Oryzias latipes (Japanese medaka) is the source of this 562-nucleotide messenger RNA. Its product is annotated as hemoglobin subunit beta. Gene Ontology annotation, molecular function: oxygen binding; oxygen carrier activity; heme binding. Gene Ontology annotation, biological process: oxygen transport; hydrogen peroxide catabolic process. NCBI's taxonomy places the organism in Eukaryota, Metazoa, Chordata, Actinopteri, Beloniformes, Adrianichthyidae. Gene Ontology annotation, cellular component: haptoglobin-hemoglobin complex; hemoglobin complex; blood microparticle. The record is from RefSeq and is a predicted model, not a curated record.
UGACCAUUCAGGACAAGUUGAUUAACUGAUCAAGCCACAAUGGUCACCUGGACAGACUUUGAGCGUGCAACCAUCCAGGACAUCUUCUCCAAGAUAGAUUAUGAUAUUGUGGGGCCUGAUGCUCUUUCCAGGUGUCUGAUCGUCUACCCCUGGACUCAGAGGUACUUCGGCAGCUUUGGGAACCUCUACAAUGCUGCUGCCAUCGCGUCCAACCCAAAGGUAGCAGCACAUGGAAAGGUUGUCCUUGGGGGUUUGGAAAAAGCUCUAAAGAACAUGGACGACAUCAAGCAGGCUUAUGCAGAUCUGAGUGUCCUGCACUCUGAAAAACUACAAGUAGAUCCUGACAAUUUCAAGCUCCUGGCUGACUGCCUGACCAUCGUCGUUGCCUCUCAGCUCGGUAAAGACUUCACACCGGAGGUGCAUGCAGCGUUUGCAAAGUUCUUGGCUGUGGUGGUGGCAGCUCUCAGGAAGCAGUACCACUAGAGCUCCGUCGCAGAAGCUAAAAUCUGUCUCCUUAUUUCUCUCAGCAGAGGCGCUGGCCAAAUAAAACAAUUUACACUAA